AUACACACACCAACCAAAUGGAUACAUAGAAACUUCCAUCAAAAGUUACAAAUAAACUUCUCAAACUUAACCUUGCAACCUUUAUUCAUCUACACCUGCACCAUCUCUCUUUCUUCUCCAGUCAUUAAAGUAUCCACUAGGGUUCAAGGGUACUCUCUGAUCCGGUUCAUAUCAUGUCAAAUCGAUGGUGGACCGGGGGCCAAGUCAACGCCGGAGCCGAAACAUCAUCAGGAGGUUCUCCAGCGAUCAAGAAACCGGAUCUUGGAAUCUCAAUGAACAACAACCCAACUGGAAGUGAAGGAAAUGAAGCAGGUAACGCAAGUGAUGAGCCAAGAGAAGGCGCAAUCGAUCCCUCGAACCGUAGGCCAAGAGGUCGACCUCCAGGAUCGAAAAACAAGCCAAAACCACCGAUUUUUGUCACUAGAGACAGCCCGAACGCGCUGCGUAGCCAUGUCAUGGAGGUGGCAAGUGGGACGGAUGUGGCGGAAAGCAUAGCGCAGUUUAGUCGUAAACGACAGCGUGGUGUGUGUGUUAUGAGUGCUAGUGGAACGGUUAUGAAUGUAACCCUAAGACAACCUUCAGCACCUGGUCCAGUCAUGGCUUUACAAGGGCGGUUCGAGAUUUUAUCAUUAAGUGGAGCCUUUUUACCAGGCCCGGCACCACCUGGAUCCACUGGCCUCACUAUAUAUCUAGCUGGAGGUCAGGGUCAGGUGGUUGGUGGGAGUGUCGUGGGGUCGUUGGUGGCGUCAGGGCCAGUGAUGAUCAUCGCUGCCACGUUUUCCAACGCCACCUAUGAAAGACUUCCCAUUGAAGAAGAGGAGGAUACAGACAGUGUCCCCCGUAGCCAAGGUGGCCUUGAAGGCGGUGCUGGUGCUGCUGGAUCACCAGCACCGCCACAGCUGGGGAUCAGAGAUCCGAACCAGUUGCCAGGAUACAAUAUCCAACCUAAUUUGAUCCCAGGUGGACAGAUGAACCAUGAAGCUUUUGGUUGGGCUCAUGGCCGGCCAGCAUACUAGAGGGUUGGGGAAAAGAGCAAACCCUGUGUAGGAGGCUUUGGUGUACAUAAGGUCUAGAGGAUGUGGGACAACUUGGGUCUAAUGUAUACAUCUAAAGGGUUUGAGGUAAUAUAUUAAAAACUAAAUGAUUAUAUUAUAAUAAUCAUAUGAAUUAUCAAUAGAUAUAUUAUUAGAAUUGUUUUCAGGUAAAUUGUGAUGUUGGAUGCAUUAAGGAUGAUGAUCAUAAUAUUGUAACUAAUGCAAAUAAAAACAAUAAAUUUGGACGUUUGCAUUUGUAUA
This is a messenger RNA of Helianthus annuus (common sunflower), 1295 nucleotides long. RefSeq names its product AT-hook motif nuclear-localized protein 19. The transcript has a single exon. The record is from RefSeq and is a predicted model, not a curated record. Gene Ontology annotation, molecular function: minor groove of adenine-thymine-rich DNA binding; DNA-binding transcription factor activity. Gene Ontology annotation, cellular component: nucleus. NCBI's taxonomy places the organism in Eukaryota, Viridiplantae, Streptophyta, Magnoliopsida, Asterales, Asteraceae. Bases 174 to 1016 code for a protein of 280 amino acids.